AUGCAGGUUGACGAUAAAUUCGUCAAGGAGAUGUUUCUAGGGAGUCUGCCUGCAGAUGUUCAAACGAUCUUGGCGUCCGGUUCUCAAGAUCUCACGGUCUCACAGGUGGCUGAAAUGGUGGAUCGAAUGAUAAAGGUACAGUGGUUUCAGCCGCCUUCCGUUGCCCAGAUCUCCAAAUCCUUAUCGACAGUGAAUGAGCAGUUAAUGAAGCAGGUGUCGGCUAUGGCGGAUGAGAUGGCCUCCCUUAAACUGCAGCUCGCACGCCUUACUUCUAGUCGCUCACGCAGCCGUCGUCGUUCCCGUUUGUGACCUCGGAUUGCCAAUACUUGUUGGGAUCAUACUAAUUUCGGUGUAAAGGCCUGUCGCUAUUCCUCAGCCUGCUCUUUAAAGUUGAAACAGAGAAACCGGUCAGUCAGAGAAUAGACGCGCCCAUUUUCUUUGGCUCUUCCGACUCUGGUCGCGCCUUCUAUGUUUGCAACAUUGCGACUCGCAGACGUUUCCUGGGGAAUACUGGAGCCCAAAUCAGCGUUCUUUCUCCAACUCCAGCUGAUCGUCGUUUUCCCAGCCCUGAUCUUCACCUCCAAGCUGCCAACUCUUCCUCCAUUCCCACCUUUGGCAGUCUGUCCCUCACCCUGAACAUUAGCCUUUUGCUGUCGUUCACCUGGAUAUUUGUGAUUGUUGAUGUCCCUCAUGCAAUCAUCGGCUCGGACCUUCUUGCCGAGUUCGAUCUCGGCAAGCGUCGGUUUGUGGAGAUGUCGGAAGUUGCGGCUGCCUUGGCGUUAUCCACGAAGACGAUGGGCUCCAUGAUUAGUUUCGCGAGUCUUCGGUAG
Messenger RNA from Spirometra erinaceieuropaei, 830 nucleotides. Lineage: Eukaryota; Metazoa; Platyhelminthes; Cestoda; Diphyllobothriidea; Diphyllobothriidae. The record is from the annotation of a GenBank genome assembly.